GAAGAAUCAAGCGGAGGAAAGAGGAUGAAGCGUUGAUGGACUAAUGGAUCUCCUGUCGUUUGUUCGCGCCAGAGCUCCACAUUGCACGAUGCGGGCGGCACGGCUGGAGAUUCCUGGUCGAGGAGGCGAGCGGCCAUCCUUUUUUUCACGUGACUCUUCAUCUGGCGACACAAGCUCUCGGCCUCCGAACAAUAUUGAAGAAGACCCGCGAACUACUGGACCCGCGGCCUCGUCUUCCUCGUCGUCAUCGGGAGAAAACUAUGAAGAUGAGUUGGACUUUGCUCGAGAGUUGGCGUCUAGCAAGCGGAAGUCCCUUGCCGGAGGUAGCUCUCGUCGAAGCAGCCGCGUCACUUUCGGCGCUGCGGCCGCCAUCUUGCAAGUUCCAGGCAUUCCCAGCCCACUGUCCGGGUCGCCGCGGUCCGGGUCACCACGCUCAGCUUCGCCUCGUUCAAGCUCCCCUCGCUCAAGUCUGUACCCUCGCUCCGGCUCGGUUAGCUUCUACGCCGAGCCCAGCUUCAUCCAGGACGUGGUAAAUGAUUACGACGAUGAUGCAGAUGACGAGGACGACCUGGAGGCCACCGACUGCGGUGUGGACGCCAGGUAGCCGCGGCGAGGCGGCGGCGAUUCGACCGCCGCCUGCUUCGUGGUGCUGCCGCGUUCAGGGUCCUCCCGAAUUGGAGCCGCUCUAGCGUCCGGCACCGGAAUGCUAGAGACGUUGCUUUGAGCAUUCCUCCCAGGACGAGGGCACCGUCUCGCACUGAAAAAUAGUCCUCCUGAAGCAUGAAUUGCGCAUUGUUACGGACACGGUGAAGAACGUAGUAGCGCUUGCUUGGUACGGAAUAUGAUUGAUGAAUAAUAAUAUUAUAUGUUGAUGACCUGAUGAAAAUCUGUGACUACAUGAUCUUUAAAAAGAGGUUGUUACGUUUGUAAGAGUUAUAUGUUUGUCCAUCUCUAAAAAGGCAUCGAAAUUCUCUAAGAAAAAAAAAAAAGCAAAUGCAUGCGCGUGUAACUCGCUUUUCAAAGAGAACAGUUUCAAUAAAAGUGUACAGACAAAUCAUAUUCGAGCAUUUCAAAAUAUUAGUGCAAGAAGGAACAGGCUCUCGAUUUCAGGUACUUGUUUUCUAGCUGCGGUUCCCUUUAAUGCAAAAAGACGUCGAUUUAUUCGCACAACCUCGUCAUCAAGAAUUUAAGUAGACUUCUUUUUCACUGUCUCACUUGAAGCUUAGCGUAAAUGUAACGGUGUUUUACUGAUUCACAGUAGAUAAUUUAAUUAUUGAAUCGGUGCGCUUCGUCGAAAGCAUAUUCAACUUAGGCUAUAUUGCCCAAAAUUUAAAGAGCCAUGGAAUGGUAAUUGGUAGCAUGUUAUAUUUGCGAUGGUUCACUCUAGAUGUUGCAGUAUGUUGAUAUCUGUGCUUCAAUAAAAAUAGCAAAUGGACUUUAUUUUCGGUCAAUUACCCAUAAAUACUAAAAGCGAGUGAGAUGGUGCCCUGUGUCCUACACACAAAAUACCUUUGUGUAGAUUGAUAUAUCGCACUGUAGUAGCAAGAGCACCUAUCGCAACCCACUUUAGGUCAGCUGAGGGAGCUAUUGGCGAAACGGAAAUACUGAUGCAGAGUCAGUGUCAAGGUUGGUCGGUUUUGAAAAUCGAGUGUUGGGAUUCGCAGCGCUAGAGCUAAAUCGCACGGCAACUUCGGUGAUAUUUGUAGGCUUAGUUGUGGACACGCGAGGUUUUGUAACGGCGAGCUACCUGAAAACUUUUGUCCUACAAAUUAUCAGCAGUUUCGGGGCAGUUAAUGCAAACUCAUCACAAAGCAUAUCGCAGCCAUUAUGAAUCAAGUACAACUUCAGUAGUCACCCCAUUAUCAGUACCUGCUGCAAUCGCACGCAUUAGCGUCAAGGUACUCCAAGGUACUUCAAGGAAGGCUGUUUUCGGAGUGUACAGAAAUAUUUGGAUAUUCCUACACAUUGAGUCUGUGGUUACGAAAGUAUUCUUUGUAACAGCAUCUAAAGAAUUUUUGAUGCGGUGACUACGCCUGCAUUGGUGUCGUUAUAAGGUGUGCCAAAGGUCGUUAGGACAUUUGGCUUUUCUCUGUAAUAAAGAGGUGACUUUUUUCAAGUGGUAGGUGCUGGCGACACAUUGAUCUACAUCUACAGUGAUCAAUCAUGUCGCACUACAAUGACCAAUUAGCUCCACAUCUUUAUUAAAGCAAUGAAUGUUGACAGAGUUAUCACAAUUGUUUGCAGUGUAAGUUGCCACCACAGCGAGCAGAAUAACUGCGUCGAAAUGAAUUAUAUGAAGUCCAUAGAGAACUGAGAAAAUCGGAAGGCAGGAUCACUGACUCAAAUGUAAGCUUGGCAAGCAGCCCCAUGAUUGGAAAGGUAAUUUUUUUGGUAGCCUCUAUGGAAGGCAACAGUACGUACUUAUGCAGCAUACCACAUAAGCUUACCUAAACAUACCUGAGAAGCGUUCAAGGUAAAACGAGUUUGUGGUUCUCUUUGCGAGAUAUGGUAGUAUAUGCGCGUCUACGAAGAAAA
Rhipicephalus sanguineus (brown dog tick) is the source of this 2535-nucleotide messenger RNA. RefSeq lists its product as uncharacterized. The record is from RefSeq and is a predicted model, not a curated record. The transcript is spliced from 2 exons. The coding region runs from base 44 to 604 and encodes 186 amino acids. NCBI's taxonomy places the organism in Eukaryota, Metazoa, Arthropoda, Arachnida, Ixodida, Ixodidae.